AUGGCCGAAACGCAGACCCCGGCGCACCCCGUCGCCAUGGAUCCUCCUCACAUCACAGAGUUCGCCUCGAAGCGCUACUUUGAGAAGCUUAAUCAGCUUAACGCCAAUCAGACGCAGACAGAGACGGCAGAAUCAUCAGCAGCAGCCAUCGCAAAUGUGUCGACCACAACAGCACAAACUUCGCCGACCUUUAUUCUGCCUCUACGCGAAUCCAAGACCGCUGAUGCUCAGCCCAAGCCUGUGGAGCAGAAGAAGGAUAAGAGUCGCUUCUUCAGCAUUAGACAGCGAGUCUCUCUACGACACUCCAAGACUGCUAUCCCUGCCACCGCGCCUGCGCUCGAAUCCGAGACUGUCGCUGUCCCCAAAGCCGCUUUUGUCGACCCUACCUCCAGCGCCAUCCCCUUCGAUCAGCUCUUCCUCGCCCUGCCGAACGAGCUGCAGGUCCAAGUCAUCUCGUCCCUCCCACUCUCAGAUGUUCUUAACCUCCGCCUUACCUCCAAACCGUGGCACACACUUAUCACCCUCAACGAAGGCCCCAUCGUCCGAUACCACAUCGAAAACCACAUCCCCGCCUACGCUCUCCGCCUCUAUCCCAUCAAUGACUCUGCCGAUUACAACUUUCACACUCUAUGCAGCAUAUGGCAUCGUUUACAUGUCGCCGCCAAACUCGCAUAUCUUAUGUGCGAAUGGAUCACCAAGGACAUAUUCCUCCAGCAAACCGAGGCACAACGCAAAGCCUUUGCACCGCAACACGAAAUUAUGCGACGCCGACUUAUCCCUCUACUCUUCACCAUAUUUCACUUCUUCGAGACAUACCGCAAACUCCACCUCGAACAUAUUGCCGCCAACAACGGGCAUGGGCUGCGACAUGAACCGUACACCUUAAACCCCAUCGAAAAGAAGAUUAUGGACAUGUACGAUGACCAAACUCUCCUCCGAGUACACGAAGUGUUUCCUCUAGUAAUAUCGUCCUUCUGCCGUCGUCUGCGGCCCCCAACAUAUGUCGGUCGUGUCGAGAGAUCGCUUCGAGGUUACCUGCGCGAGAGACCUGCUGACGAAGUGCACGUUGCUAUCCUGUGUCUCGGUGGCUUGCGGCAGGUCGAGAGAUUGUGGGAAAUCAAGGGAUACAACAGCCGAAGAGCAGCAGUCGAUGUGUGGUACAGCGGUCUCACAAAGGAGCCGAUCGCCGAAGCGCAACCCAAAGCGCGUCUCUCGGGGUUGCGAGGGUUCGGACGGAAAAAGUCGACCAGCGGUGACCGCCCUGUGCAUCGCUCAUCAUUUAGCGAAUCUCUCCAUGGAGUGCCCUGUCCAUCCGAAUCGAUUGAUCCCGCAAGCCCUGGCUACUUUGACCCCAACUGGGUCUUCCACACCAGCUUGGCCGCCGACGUUCCUAUGGCAGCCCUGGAAACCGAGCAGGCCGACAAAAUUCUCAACGACCUGCCAGUGCUGCAGCAAAUCUGGCUCACGACUGCCGAAGCUCUCAUUCUUGAACGCAAGAUUGUCUCCCGCGCGCAAGACAUUAAACGCAACCAGCAAGUCAUGCUGGAUCUGAUUCGCCAAGAUGGAAUGCAAGAGGAAGACGAGUGGUGGUAUGGACGACACAAUCCAGAGUCUGUCCGACCACCGCCCGGUGCUGGUGCCGCAGAAGACGACGCGGACUAG
Molecule: messenger RNA, 1662 nt
Organism: Akanthomyces muscarius
Lineage: Eukaryota; Fungi; Ascomycota; Sordariomycetes; Hypocreales; Cordycipitaceae
Exons: 1
Coding region: 1-1662 (553 amino acids)
Molecular function (GO): protein binding
Source: RefSeq, a predicted model, not a curated record